This is a messenger RNA of Anoplophora glabripennis (Asian longhorned beetle), 1549 nucleotides long. RefSeq names its product venom carboxylesterase-6-like. NCBI's taxonomy places the organism in Eukaryota, Metazoa, Arthropoda, Insecta, Coleoptera, Cerambycidae. The transcript has 8 exons. The record is from RefSeq and is a predicted model, not a curated record. The coding region runs from base 1 to 1455 and encodes 484 amino acids. Gene Ontology annotation, molecular function: hydrolase activity.
AUGUCAAUGGCAACAGUGGAACCUGAACCCAUUCCAGCUUGGUCAGGAACUUGGGUGGCCAACGCUCCUCAUACAUGUUCCCAAGGUCCUGUUCUUUCCACUCUUGAAGAAAUAUCUGGAAACGAAGACUGCCUCUACUUAAACGUGUAUAUCCCAGAAGAUUCCGUGGAGAACCCCAAGGCCCUUGACGUUAUAGUUUCAAUCCACGGAGGUGCCUUUAUGGGCGGCAGCGGCAGCGCGGAUUUGAAUACGUUCCUAGACAAGGAGGUCGUGCUUGUAUCUAUCAAUUACCGUGUUGGUAUUCUAGGAUUCCUUAGCACGGAAGAUGACGCCAUACCCGGAAACAACGGCCUGAAGGACCAAGUCUUAGCACUCAAGUGGGUCCGGGACAACAUCGCUUCGUUUGGGGGAAACCCCGACUCCGUUACCAUAGUGGGCUUUUCAGCGGGAGGCGCCAGCGUCCACUUCCACUACUUCUCACCCCUCUCUAAAGGUUUAUUCAUCAGAGGGGUGUCUCAAAGCGGUACAGCUAUAGCACCGUCGGCAACGAAGAAAAAUGCUUUGCAACGCGCUAAGAAGCUUGCUGUGUUGUUGGGCUGUCCUGACAGCCCCUCGGAAGAACUGAAGAAGUGCCUUAAGCAGAGACCUGUACAAGAUAUACUAAAUCAGUUGAAAUAUUUCUAUGGUUUCGACCUUUUGCCAUUCGCGCCUUUUGCGCCGGUGGUGGAAAAAGGAUCAACGAACGCUUUUCUAGACGCGGAACCUUACCAGCUUUUGAAGGAAGGUAAAGUCCACGAUGUGCCUUGGAUUACCUCCUUCACUACCGGUGAAGGAUUGCUUCUUACAGGACUUCUUUGGCAAAAGUUGGAAGAGGUAGAUGAAAAGUGGGUAGAAAUAGCUCCCUAUCUGUUGGAUUGCAACGAUACUCUAUCCGCACCAAAUAAGGAGACAGUAGCGAGGGAAGUUUUAGACUACUAUUUGGGACCAGGAGAAAAAAUCGAUAAGAAGAAUUUCAAGAAAUUUACACAGAUGCUUACUGACAGGUUGUUCGCUGUUUCUGCAGAACUCGCCGCUAAACUGCAAGCCAAGGUGACGAAAUCUCCAGUAUAUCUUUACAUAUUCAAUUACACCGAAGGUGUAAACAAACCGAUGCACUUCUUAACUGGAACAGAUGAAAUAGAAGGUGUGUGUCACAGUGAAGAUGGCAUCUACUUCUAUGGUAUACUACAUAUACUACCAUUAUCGGAACAGGAUAAGCGUUUGGUUACUGCUUGCCAGAAUAUAUUGUACUCAUAUGCCAGCAGCGGUAAUCCUUCUUUCGAUGGGACAGACGUUUGGCAACCAACGGGAUCUGAAGAGCUGACUUAUUUGCUUAUAAAUGGACCAGAAGACAUGAAGCUGCACAGGAGCGAAAGUGUGACCCCUAUCGACUUUUGGAGCAAGCUUGGAAUAUGAAAACCUCGUUAAAAAACAUGAACUGUAGUUUGCUUUCCGUAUUUUAUUUGUUUUAUAAUCUUAAAUUUUAAUAAUAUAUACAAUACACCAUAAA